Drosophila willistoni is the source of this 1094-nucleotide messenger RNA. RefSeq names its product keratin, type I cytoskeletal 9. The record is from RefSeq and is a predicted model, not a curated record. Lineage: Eukaryota; Metazoa; Arthropoda; Insecta; Diptera; Drosophilidae. The transcript is spliced from 6 exons. The coding region runs from base 150 to 989 and encodes 279 amino acids.
CUCAGACGUUGCUUAGUUGUCGCCCAGUGAAGAAGAGCGUGAUUGCGAACGCGCAAAGAGUAUUGAAUUCGAGAACUUGGCCGAAAUACAACAAUUAACAAGUGAAAUCCAAAAUAAACUAUUUUAUGCAAAUGCGAAUCUAAUAUAAAAUGUGGAAACUCCUGGUAAUCUGUGUGGUAAUGAGUGCCCUAAAUAGUGAAGCAGCCUCAGGGGCAUCCCGUCAGGCUUCGCGUCGUCGUCGUGCCUAUGCGGGAGGAUAUGCUGGUGGUUAUGCCAGUAGCGGAGGAGGUGCUGGUGGUUAUACUGGCUCCUAUAACAGUGCAGGCGGUGGCAUUGGACACAGCAGCUAUGUGGGCAAUGGCGGCUACAAUGACUAUGAUGAUUAUGGUGAUGCUGGAAUUGCACCCAAUUUUGGCAUAAUUGAUCCCUAUCUAUUCCAUCAGCAGUUGACAAAUCAUAUUUUGGCCCAGAAUUAUGCCAAUCAACAAGCUGUAACGGGUCUGGCCACGGCGGGUAAUGCUUAUGCAUCAGCUGAUGCAACCAUCGACAACGAUGACACUCGCAUUCAACAGCAAAUAGCUGCCCAGCAGGCUUACCAUGACAACUUAGUGCGUCAGAAUAGAUAUCGAGGUGGAAGUGGCAACUACGGAGGAGGCUCUUCCUCCUAUAAUACACAUCGUUAUGCCCCAAGCUAUGCAUCUGCAUCUGGAUCCAUUGGACCGAAUGGUUAUAGACAGACAGCAUACAUAAAUCCAGCCAAUCCGAACACUCCCAAUAUUGUGAAUCGUUUUGGAGGCUCUUCUUCUGGUGGAGGUGGCUACAGUAGCAGCUCCAGCUCCAGUUCCGGCGGUGGUGGUGGUGGUGGUGGUUACAAGGGUGUCUCCGUGUCCUCGUACAGUCAAAGCAAUGGCGACGGCACCAGUCGCCGUGGUGCCCAGACAACCGUCAAUGACAAUGGCAAGGUUACCUCAUACUCAGUCCACUCCUAAAUAUGCCGUCUGAAUGCAACUAGCCUCAGCUAGCAAAUGUUGUGAAUGGAUGUGUUAUAUAUACAAAUAAAUAAAAUAUAUAAAUACCUACUUAAUAUAAACGUA